AGCACCGCGCGCCGCGCACGCAUGAGCCGGCCGAUUCGUAAUUCGUAUUUGAGUUUAGCAGCAGUGCGGGGUGGACGACGAACGUGUUAAAAUGAGCUCCUUUUUAUUAAAUAUUUUAUUAUUAUUUAUCUGUGGUCAGAUGGUUAUGUGCCAGGAUGUCUACAGAGCAGCAAUAAUAGGCAACGGGAAACAACACACUAAAAACUAUGCAUCCCUUAUACAUGAAGCGGCCAAAUUGGAUGCGGAUAUCCUUCUAUUAGAAACAGUGGAGGAUAAGGGCAACAUAGGAUCAUGUAGCCGAUGCGAUACUAACUAUGAUGCGAUAUUGAAAGCGGUUUCUACAGCUGCGAAGGAAACCGCGAUCUAUGUAGGAGUUCAUGUAUAUGAAAAAAUAACUUGUAAUAAACAUGAAGAUAUUGUCAGAAGUAAUUUAAUAUUCAAUAGAAAUGGAGAUAUAAUUUCUGUUUCCAGGAAGCCAUGGAAUAAAGCUAAUUGCAAUUCAACAUAUUCAAACAGUGCAAGCUUUUCAACUGAUUUUGGAGUCAAAUUUGGAGUACUGAUGGAAGAGGAUAUAUUAAAUGUUCAAGAUAUAAAUUUUAGUAAUUAUAUAAUACUGGGUUCACGGCCUCGCACAAGUGGGAAAUUACAUGCAUCGCAAUUUGAAUCAUCAUGGGCAUUUAUAAGUAAAAUUAACGUGGUUUCUACAAACGGUAUUUAUGGCAACACUGGAGCUACCAUUAAGUCUAACAACAUUAUUGUGAAGGAAAUUAAAAAAGAAGGAAACAAUAAACCAAAAUUACAAAGUAGUUCAUAUAAUGUUCCUGACUUGGCUCGCAGCAUCAAGCUGGAUUUGGAACUCGCUAUGCAAGGUUACAAGGAAAACGUAUGCUUUGAAGAAGUUUGUUGUCAUUUCUACGUAAAACUUGCGGGAAAGGGUAACUCGGACGUGUCAUACAAUGUAGGAGUUCAUGCUGGUACAAUGGAUGUAGGUUCUCAAACAGUGGCCACUCGGGGCUGCGUUUUGGUCGCCUGCGCAGGGUCAGAUCAAUCUUGCUCUGUACUGUCCAGAAAUUCAUCAGAAGUCACCUUUAAAACGAUCUCUAUAUCUAGUAACUUUAGUCAGGACUGUACGCAGUUCCCAAUUCUACAAACUACAGAUGCCAAGAACAUAAAAUUCAAUCAACAAAAUGGUAUAAAUAACAGGCAGGUUAACAUGGAAAUUUAUGAAUGUAAUAAUGUAUUAAAUUUCGGAAUUAUCAGCAUCGAAUCGAAGCCAAUCGACGAAUCUAGUGAACAAUUGAUCGAUUUCUCUUCAUACAUUACGAGUGAGAAUGUUCAAGAAUUCUUCGAUUAUCUUUGGAUUCGAUUGCGUUUUCCGAUAUUUAUCAUAUCGAUAUAUAUAUUGGAAAUGAUGUAAAUUGUAUUUACUUAUUAAAAUAAGUAACAUUAUAUAUUUAUUAGUACGUUGGUUGGCAUUUAAUAGGGUUUUCAUAUUUGUCAAGGGUAAGGUAUAUUAAAAUAAUUUGAUAUAUGAUUAUUAUUAUAAAAUAUUAUGAGACUGAUAUUAUGUAUUUUAUAAAAAGGUUUUAAUUAUAUUUAUAUUGAAGUGUUUAAUUUCCUUUAGGUUGUCUUUUAUAAUAAGAUUUUGGACAUGUUUUUUUAAGUCUAUUAAUUAUUAUUGUAAACGAAGAUAUAUUUAUUUGUGAUAGCAUUAAUUCUUAUAUUCAACGAAUUGAGAACAUCCAAAACGUAUCUAAGGUAUAUAGUCAUGAUAUAUCAAAAAUGUUAUUCUAUAUAUAAAGAUGCAAAAACUAGACAGUUAUUUGUCUUUGGCCUGUCGUAAGUGCCGGAAAUACUUAAAUUAACAAAUGAAAGUACCUAUAUAACUUAAAAUUAUUGGUAAAGCUUAAUAUUUGUCACUUUAAUAAUAUUUGUUAGGUGUUUAACUAAUUAACUUAUUAUUUCAAUAUUAAAUUUAUUUAAAAAAGGAUAAUAGUACAUUUAUUUAUUUCAUUUAAAAUUCAAAUUUAUUUUCGGCACGAUGAAGAGAACGAUUAUUAUAUAGCCUGUUUACAUAGUUUUGAACGAAAAUUUUAAUUACCUAUAUUAAGUAAUUCAGAUCUCUGUGAUAUUAAAAUAAUGUGAAUAAAUGAGUUUAUUAAAUA
Pieris rapae (cabbage white) is the source of this 2165-nucleotide messenger RNA. RefSeq names its product vanin-like protein 3. The record is from RefSeq and is a predicted model, not a curated record. Lineage: Eukaryota; Metazoa; Arthropoda; Insecta; Lepidoptera; Pieridae. The transcript is spliced from 9 exons. Bases 92 to 1417 code for a protein of 441 amino acids.